GUAGUUUUCAAAUCAUGAAAUUUUAUACAAAAUUAUAAUGGGUUAAUAAAUUGAUACAUUAUAAUAGGAUGAUGAGAAAGGAAAUAUUAUAGGUUGGUGUAGAGAAACAAUUGAAAAGUUGAAUGAGAAAUUUUUUUGGAGAAAAUAACAUGAGGAUGGCGAUUAAAAAAUUGUUAAAUAUCAAUGGAUUUGGCAUUAUCUAAAAGUAAAGUUAAUGAUGAAGAAUGGUAAUCGACACAUUCUUUAUAACCAGGAUAUUUAAUAUAUUGUUAUUAUGUUAUUUAUGGUAGAAUGCAACAAUUAUCGUAACUUUAAAGGAUGAA
Molecule: messenger RNA, 323 nt
Organism: Paramecium sonneborni
Lineage: Eukaryota; Ciliophora; Oligohymenophorea; Peniculida; Parameciidae
Source: the annotation of a GenBank genome assembly